UCCCCUCCAAUCCGCCUUUUUAUCCUCCUUUUUGCAACCCUCCGCACCCUCCCGGCUUGCCGUGUGGAUGCGGCCCGGGGUGCCUGGCUGCGCGGGUGGCGAGAGCAGAUGCUGAGGGGCCGGAGGAGGAUGGAGUGCACCCUCGAUGCGCAGAGUUUGAUCAGUAUUUCCCUGCGGAAGAUCCACAGCUCCCGCACGCAGCGAGGCGGCAUCAAGCUCCACAAGAACCUGCUCGUCUCCUAUGUGCUCCGCAACGCCCGGCAGCUCUACCUGAGCGAGCGCUACGCCGAGCUCUACCGCCGCCAGCAGCACUACCCCGACGGCGCCCCGCUCCUCGCCAUGCCCGCCUGCCCGCCGCCCCCCGCCGCCUCCGCCGCCGCCCCACCGGAGCUGGCGGCUCUCCCGCUGCCCCCCGACACGCAGGACCGCGAGGCGCGGAGCUGCUCGGCCGUGCGGGGCGGCGCGGAGCUGCUGGAGGUGCCCGUGUGCGCGGCGCCCCCCGAGCUGCAGCGAGCGCCUUGCAGAGACUCGUCCCCGGCUUUCUACCGGGCUUCCUCCACCGGUCCCGGUCCCGGCUCGCCCCCGGGGCUGCUGUACGCCGCCGGCUGUGACUUCGGGGCGCCGCACUGUAGCAGCCGCACCACGGUGCUGGAUUUGGACACUCACGUCGUGACCACGGUGGAGAACGGGUACUUGCACCAGGACUGCUGCUCGCAGUGCCCCUGCUGCUGCCAGCCGGCACCGGGGCUCGCCUCCCCGCCGCCCGCACCGGGCACCAAGCGCAAGUAUUACCCGGGGCAGGAGGAAGAGGAGGGGGUGGAGGAAGGGGAGCCGGGGGGAGGCGGGGUGGCGGGCGGCCCCCCCUUCGCCCCGUGCACCAAGCGCGCCCGCUUCGAGGAGUACAGCGCCGAGCACCCGCAGGACUCUUCCAACAUCUCCAACUUGAUCUCCAUCUUCGGCUCCGGUUUCACGGGGCUGGUGAGCCGGCAGCAGGCGGACUCGGAGCAGCCCCUCAACGGGCAGCUGUGCAGCAAGCAGGCGCUGGCGAGCCUGGGAGCCUGGACUCGGGCCAUCGUCGCGUUUUAGAGAGGAGCGGGGAG
Oxyura jamaicensis (ruddy duck) is the source of this 1100-nucleotide messenger RNA. RefSeq names its product immediate early response 5 like (gene IER5L). The record is from RefSeq and is a predicted model, not a curated record. Lineage: Eukaryota; Metazoa; Chordata; Aves; Anseriformes; Anatidae. The coding region runs from base 109 to 1086 and encodes 325 amino acids. The transcript has a single exon.